Messenger RNA from Anopheles coluzzii, 1532 nucleotides. RefSeq names its product thyroglobulin-like. Gene Ontology annotation, cellular component: basement membrane. Gene Ontology annotation, biological process: cell-matrix adhesion. The record is from RefSeq and is a predicted model, not a curated record. The transcript has 7 exons. NCBI's taxonomy places the organism in Eukaryota, Metazoa, Arthropoda, Insecta, Diptera, Culicidae. Bases 107 to 1369 code for a protein of 420 amino acids.
CAAACGGAGAAGGUGAUUUAUCACCAAAUUCAGUCUUCUGUUCACAAACGCCUCAGCCGUAUCGGAGAAAGUGGCAUUCGAUUGCAGUUUGAACCGCAUCGUAAAGAUGUUCCGAUUAUCCAACGCGCUUGUUUUGGGGUUGCUUUCCCUCGCAACGGUAACACUGGCCCAGCAACUCGAGCUGGCAAAGAAUUACAUCUGCACCGAAGACUUUUGUGACAACUACCGUGAAAGCAACGAGUGUGAUGCACUGAAAACGGCUUGCCGAGUGCAGAAUGCUACGCACAAUGGGAUCAUCUUCCCGUCGGCGACCCCUUGCUCCUGCUGCAAGACCUGUGUGGAGAACCUAAAGCUUGGCGAUGACUGUUCGGUGGGCGGGUUGGGCUAUCCAGUGCCGGCUGGAAUUUGUGGCCCUGGGCUGUACUGUAAGGUGGCGGAAGGUGAUGAGCAUCCCACCUGUCAACCGAUGUUAGAAUCGAGCAAGUGCUAUACAGCUCAGAAGCAAUUUGACGAUCAACGGCAGGCCGGCUUGAUUGGGCAUCUGAUGCAACGUCCAGAGUGUGAUGGGGAUGGACACUUUCAGCCGGUUAGAUGCAUUCCAGGACAGACGUGUUACUGUGUGGAUGAAGAGGGUAAGCGGAUCUUUGGAGAGGCCGUCCACACCGCAAGCAUUCAGAUCUCGAUGAGAUGUGAAUGCUCCCGACUGGCGGCAAAGGCACGCAAGCUGCUCAACUCGCAAUAUCCCGUACUGACGUCACGCUGUGACUCGAAAGGUUCGUUCGAUCAGCUGCAGUGCGUCGACGAUAUGUGUGUCUGCGUGGACAUGCACACCGGUCGUCCAACUUCUGACCUUCGCAACGUUACCCGGGGUCUUUCCGCGCUACCAUGCUUCGAUAAAAGGCUGCACGAAAAUACGACCUACUUGCGGGACUGCGAAAACGUCAAGAUCACCCAAAUCUACGACAUCAGCGAGUACGCGACGGAAGACUACAACGUGCUCGAGUUCGAGCGUGACAUCUGCCAGCCGGACGGGUUCUACGAUCGCAUCCAGCUCCAUCCGACCGGUGGCUACCUGUACUGUUCCGAUCGGGACGGUGCCCCGAUCGAGAGCUACCGGGCGCCAGUCAACUCACGCCUAGCAACGACCAUGAACUGCAAAUGUGCCCGUGCGAGAAAGCUGCUGAUCGAUAGCAAAAGCCUGGAGGUGCCCGAGUGUUGCCCGAACGGGAACUACAAGCGGUUGGCAUGCCGGCGCGGCGAGUGCUACUGUGUGGACGAGGACGGGGGCCAGGUUGGGGUGGAACGGCCGGAAAAGGACAAACAGCGGCUGCCCUGCUACAAUGAGGGAGAUUAUUGUCCGGUUUCGUGAUGGCCAGGGCCAGUUGUUUGUUGAAUUUUAAUGCCGAGACCUUGGUCCACGCUAGUGAGCAUCUGUUAUGACACGUGUCAAAGGGUGGUUGUGAAACGAACAACGAACAUACGAUGGUCAAUAAACAAAGCGUCUUGAUGUGCGCUUGAAAAUUAAACAUUAA